This is a messenger RNA of Amaranthus tricolor (Joseph's coat), 426 nucleotides long. Its product is annotated as serine/threonine-protein phosphatase 7 long form homolog. The transcript has 2 exons. Lineage: Eukaryota; Viridiplantae; Streptophyta; Magnoliopsida; Caryophyllales; Amaranthaceae. Bases 1 to 426 code for a protein of 141 amino acids. The record is from RefSeq and is a predicted model, not a curated record.
AUGGUGCAUCGCAUAUUGGGAGAACGCCCUCCACCGGAAGUGAUCAGGGGGAGCGGUUUGCGCUGCACGUGGUUAGUUCAGACCUUCUCGCAUCUCCUCGAAGAUGCUGAUGAAGGCACCAUUUUGAGGUACGCCAAGGCAUACCUCUUAUACUUGAUAGGAGUUGUGUUGUUUGCCGAUAAAACAAACAACCAAAUACAUCUCCUUUACUUAACUUUACUUGACGACCCAUGGGAGCGCAUCGCCGAGUAUAGCUGGGGCUCCGCAGCCCUUGGAUACCUGUAUAGGAGGCUAUGUGGUGCUGCCCACAAUAACAUCAAGGAGAUUGCAGGGCGAGUAGUCAUAUUACAGUUUUUGUGGGACCCAUACCUUGUGGAAGCCUACACAGCUGUAUCCGAACACUCGAGGAUUCAUUCAUGUGCGUGA